Molecule: messenger RNA, 3594 nt
Organism: Amblyraja radiata (thorny skate)
Lineage: Eukaryota; Metazoa; Chordata; Chondrichthyes; Rajiformes; Rajidae
Gene: anks6
Product: ankyrin repeat and sterile alpha motif domain containing 6
Exons: 14
Coding region: 332-2791 (819 amino acids)
Molecular function (GO): protein binding
Source: RefSeq, a predicted model, not a curated record
UUGGGUACAGAUUGAUCACGUUGCUCUACCAAUCAUCACAGUUUCGUCCAGUUUGCCCUGCCCUCCAGCAUUGUUGGUGACGAGUUACGGUCUGGCCUGGGACCCAACAAAACUUCAUUAAGUCAUACGAGCGGUGUGGCAGCCGAAGCAAAGUUUUUGUCUGUGGGAAAAGUUCCCUGCAGACGGCGCAAACACAGAGAGAGAGAGGGGAAAAAAAGGCCUCUCCCCCAACCAACCAAGCGAUGUCAAUGCCUCCCGGCUCGGUAGUGACGGGCGACCGGUGUGCGGUUGCGGGGAGGAGAUCACUCCUGCUGCCGCCUCGCCGUUAGGGAUGGAGGGCGGCAUCGCGCCGACCUCCCAGCUGCUGUUCCGCGCUUGCGAAGAGGGAAGCUUCGAGAACGCCAGGCGGUUGCUGGAGCCCCCCGAGGAGGAGAGGAGCGAGGAGGCGGGUGUCGGGGCGCCGCAGGUGCCGGUCGACUGCACGGACGACGACGGCAACUCGGCCCUGCAGUUCGCGGCCGGCAACGGCCACGAGCAGCUGGUGCGCUUCCUGCUGAUGAAGGGGGCCUCGGUGGACAGCCGCAACCACUACGGCUGGACGCCGCUCAUGCAGGCGGGCCGCUUCGGCCACCUCAACGUGGCUCAGGUGCUGCUGGAGAACGGCGCGGACGCCAACGCGGCCAACAAGCUGGGCGCCGGGGUGCUAACGGCCGCGGCGCGAGGCGGUCACCCCGGGCUGGCGCGAGCCCUGCUCGAGAGCGGCGCCCGCACGGACCUCGGCGGCGACACGGGCGCAGGCCCGCCAAGGUGUGGUGAGGAGGACAACGACGAGGGGGAGCGGGACCGGGCGACGGGCGACCUGACGCCGCUGAUGGUGGCGGCGCAGCACGGUCGAGAAGCCGCGGUCAGGGUGCUCUUGGAAUGGGGCUCGGUGGCCGGCCAGGCGGGCCACACCAGCGGCUGGAGCGCUCUCAUGCUAGCGGCCCUGAGCGGGGAGCUGGGCGUGGCGCAGCAGCUGAUAGACAGGGGGGCCGACCCCAACUUGACCAACGCGGCCGGCAUGACUGCCUUUGAAAUCGCCUGCACCGCCAAACAGAGGGAGUUGCGGCAUUAUCUGGACUCCAAGACCACCAACAGGCCCAAGUCGGACGAAGAGAAAAGGAGACCAGACAUAUUUUGUGCCUUAAAACUGGGGAGCUAUCCAUUGGUGAAGGAGAUUCUUGAUGAAGAUGCAAAUCAGGCCAAUAUUGUUAAUGCAGAUGGUGCCUCUCCAUUAAUGAUUGCUGCCAUGACAGGUCAGCUAGAACUUGUACAACUUCUUUGUGAGAGGAACUCUGAUAUUGACAAGCAAGAUGGUGUUCAUGGGUGGACAGCCUUAAUGCAAGCUACUUACCAUGGGAGCAAGGAUGUUGUGAAGUAUUUGUUGAAUCAAGGAGCAGAUGUCAAUCUCUGUUCCAAGGAUGGAGUAACUGCAUUUGAUCUUGUAAUGCUGCUAAAUGAUCCAGAUACAGAACUUGUACGACUUCUUGCAUCUGUCUGCAUGCAAGUUGAUAAAGAGAGAAGUAAACCAAAAUCCAAGACGGUACCUCGUUCAAGAAGUAAACUGUCCUUAAAUAUCCCUGCGCCUCCAGAGGACAAGGGGGGAUUAAAGUCUUGGUGGAAUAGAAUGUCCAACAGAUUCCGUAAAUUGAAAUUGACUAGGACACUUAGACAAGGCUUUUCCUCAAAUCGGCUUGCCCCUUUCUUAGAUGAUCCUAAAAUUGGAUUGGAUUCAACAAUGAAAGCCACCCAAAAGGAUGACUCCAAUGAUUCAGCCUUGACAUCUGCAGGCAAUAUAGAUUUCUCUAUGGCUUGGACAUCACAAAGCAAGAACGGUGGACAUGGCCAUACUUGUACAGAAAAAGAUGAUGUUCUUCUUACAACUAUGACAUCUGUGAGCAGAAUGGGUAAAUCUGUUAAACUCCCUCCUAUUCCAAAUCUUACCAGAAGCCCAACAUCUCCUCAGAACUCGGGACAUUUUAAUUAUUCUCCACAUUCCUCUGGUGGAUCAAAUGGAGUAGCUGGCGUCAGUAGACACUGCAUCGGUGAAUCACAUAACCGCUCAGGGGGAAGUUCGGAUAGUGUCUUGUCCCAAAUCGCUGCCCAAAGGCGGAAAGCAGCUGGUUUGCCCGAUUUGAAAACAACUAGGUCUGAGAUUUUGCCUCAACUUAUCUUUGUUGAAACUAACCUCCCUGAACUGCCAGCCUCGCCAACUGCGGAUAACUGCAUUGUACAGAAAUGUAGCCAACAACGUCCAUCGUCUGGCACCUCAUCUAAUUCCAAGAGUACCUCUCCUACUCUGACUCCAUCACCAUCUCCCACACCCAAAAGUCCACAAGGAGAAUCCUCCCUGUCAUCAUCUUCACAUCAACACUCUAAGAACAGUGGUGGAUCCAGUAGUGGAACUCUCACGGAUGAAGAUGAAUUAUCCAGUAUUUUAAAAAAGCUGUCGCUUGAAAAAUAUCAACCUAUAUUUGAAGAACAAGAGGUGGAUAUGGAAGCAUUUCUUACGUUAACUGAUGGUGAUUUGAAAGAGCUGGGUGUAAAGACAGAUGGUUCAAGGCAACAAAUCUUGGCAGCAAUCACAGAGUUAAAUGCUGGAAAGGGACGUGAGAGGCAGAUACUACAGGAAACUAUCCAUAACUUUCAUUCUUCAUUUGGGAGCAGUGCCAGCAAUUCUCGUCAACUUAAUUUUCAGCAAUCUCCCAUUGCCUGGAUUGGUAGACCAACGACAACAGUGGAUAAGAGAUGACCUUGAAUUGGGCAGGCGAUUCACUUUCAACAAAUCCUCCAUAACCUAACCUUCAAGAUUAGUGUUUUUUGUAUGCAUCCUCAAUCAUAACUUCUGCCAUUGCAGGUGAUUCAAGGGUCUCAAACAGAAAUUGUGCCAGUAUCAUGAGGAAUCAUCGAAUGCCCAACAGAAUCGAGAUUUGUCAUUUGUGCAAUAGAUGAAAUCCUGACGCAUUUUAAUGAUUCAUUUUUUUAAUAAACCCAAGCACCGAAGAUGCCUUUCAAAAUUUGCAUACAAUAUUUUACAGUGCAAUCAGUAUCAAGUGGCAUAAAUAGCUGCUGAGUGAUAAUGACUCAGAUGAAGUUGUAUAUUUAUGCUCAUGAUUUAUCUAUACUUGCUCCAAGAUUUACGACAAUAAAGGCAAGAAACCGAGUAUCAUUUUAUAUUCUUCAGCAACAAAGAAUUUAGAAUCUGGCUUGGAGACCAGGGAUAGGGUGAAGACUAUCUUCUGCUUCAGCCAGUGCCAGUAUUUUUUUCCUGGAUAGCUGGUAGCAACCAGUAUCCUGAGAGCUGCUGGGUACAAUUGUCCCUGUAGGAAAUCUGAAUUUGUAACCAUUUUCAGGAGUUUCUCCUUUGCAGUAAUGCAGAAAAACAGGAAACUAAAAGGCAGCUGGUUGGAUUAUGCCAAUUAAUUUCUCAUUUCCUUUAUUAUACAAGCUCAUCCAUGACAAGCCAACUGCAGAAUUAAUGUAGAGCAAGCAUCACUCUUUAUUUUGUAAAAUUUAAAGCUAUUACAAAUAAAAUUAAAUGAAUUCUUUCUUUAA